This is a messenger RNA of Aspergillus ruber CBS 135680, 1714 nucleotides long. RefSeq lists its product as uncharacterized. Lineage: Eukaryota; Fungi; Ascomycota; Eurotiomycetes; Eurotiales; Aspergillaceae. The transcript has 2 exons. The record is from RefSeq and is a predicted model, not a curated record. Bases 255 to 1544 code for a protein of 429 amino acids.
GUGCCGUGGCUGACCGCCCGGAUUACUUAACUGGCGUUGAGCGUGGGUCCGGGGGGCCGCGGAUCAACAGGGCUGGCGGUGGACCAAUCACAGGGCGGAGUUGCGCCAUACUGCCGGAUGCUCGUUGAGUACUUAACUGUUUGGCUCCCCGGCUAUUUUGGGUUAGAGUAUCUAUCAACCAGCCUACUAUGGUCACGUUACCUUCUAUACCUUCGUUUCAUGCUAUCUGUACAUAGAUAUAUCUAUUCUUCACCAUGACUCUCGAAUCUUUACCUACAGAGCUGCGCAUCCUCAUCCUCCGUGCCCUCGACAAGCAGUCUCUACAUAAUGCCGUCCUUGCCUCCCCUACUUACCACCACACCUACCUCCUAGCCCGAAGAGCCCUGCUCCAUGACCUGGUUCGUUGCCAUUAUGGCCUCGUAGACCUGGCCGAGCCCGUCGCAGCUAUCCGCUCAGAAGGCCUCUACGCAGAUGUCUCCGCCAACAAACAGAAGAUCAUCUCUCUCCUGGACCGUCGCCGGCGACACCGGGAGCUCGAACUCUCCGGCAAGGACCCCUUCGCUGGUGCUCCGGUUAGCAUCGAGGAGAGCAUCAAGUUGCUGCAUAUGUACUGCAAGCUUGAUACCAUUGUCACGGCGUACUGUCGUCGUGCGCCGUGUCCGCCGUGGAUGGACCAGGAUACCUGGAAACAGCAGUAUUUGCCUCUGCAGCUGACGGAGACGGAGCGGGCUCGGAUUCUUCGUGCGUUGUGUCGACUACAAACAUACUAUAAUAUUGUUGGAGCAAGGGAAUGGGUGCCGGAGAAUGAGUCAGGGUCUCAGCGUUUCCGCAAGUCAUCGACCUGGUACCGCAAUUUUACCACGAAUGAGAUCUGGAAUCUGUUCUUUGGUACCAUGGCACCGUGGGAAGUUGAGGAGUUUGGAUCCGUUUGGAUGUUCGCGAGGGAUCAAUACCAGGGGAUGUUUGAUGAGAUUGCGUGUGAGUUUCCGCGCUCUGAUCCGCGGUGGAAGGCUCUCAGGCCUAAUUCGCUGCCGGCGGAGAUGAUGGACUUGUAUCCCAGUGAGGGAGAGGACGAGCCUGCAAACUACAGCUACAGCGACUACUGCAACCAUCUCGUUUCCCUCGGUCCCUGCUUCCUCUACAAAGCUCUCAAACAACCAACUUACAAAUCACGCCGCAACCUCCUUGCCCGCAACGCCAUCGCCUCCAAAUCUUCCUUCAUGGACGUCGUCGAAGUCAUCAAAGACCCGUGUCCUCUCCUCUACCCCGCAGACAAAUACGAAGUCCCUGACAUAGCACGCGUCCUCCCUACAAUGCCAGCAAUGCAGCAGCCAACCCACGGCUGGAAACAGCACUGGCACCGCGACGGUAUCGUGGAGCGUGUUGUCUUCGCAACUCGUCCUCGUGUCACGGUCGACGAAGACGCUCUGGAAGCAUGGCUGGGCGAGGACCUCGAACGAACGAUUGGAUACUUUGACGGAUGGGAAUGGGGAUAUUCGAUUCUGGAGAGCACGCGCUUUCCGGUGGGUUAUGUGAUGCCGUAAUGACCAUACUACAUUUGCAUUGGGAUACUGGGUAAUAUUGCAUAUUGUGAAAAGUUCUUUACUCCUGGGUUAUGGAUUGUGCAUUUGCACUUGAAUUAGCAUAGUUUAAUACCACUUCUGCAUUACGACACGAACACAGUCAAUUCAUACAGUAGCAUUCACCAUCUAUG